Molecule: messenger RNA, 303 nt
Organism: Giardia duodenalis
Lineage: Eukaryota; Fornicata; Diplomonadida; Hexamitidae
Product: Acylphosphatase
Exons: 1
Coding region: 1-303 (100 amino acids)
Molecular function (GO): acylphosphatase activity
Source: RefSeq, a predicted model, not a curated record
AUGCAGGGAAGCAUGCCAUCCUCCUCCGAAGACGUCACAACCUUGUGCUACCGUGUCACAGGUAAGGUCCAGGGGGUCUUCUUUAGAAAGUAUACCAAGAAGGAGGCCGACGCGCUCUCCCUUGUGGGAUACGUCACGAACAAUGAAGACGGAAGUGUCUCUGGCGUAGUGCAAGGCCCUAAAGAGCAGGUAGACGCAUUUGUUAAGUAUUUACAUAAAGGAAGCCCGAAAUCCGUCGUCAAGAAGGUGAGCAUACACGCUUCUUCCCGUGUAGAUGCAGAUGGGUUUGAGAUACGGCGCUGA